Molecule: messenger RNA, 892 nt
Organism: Panonychus citri (citrus red mite)
Lineage: Eukaryota; Metazoa; Arthropoda; Arachnida; Trombidiformes; Tetranychidae
Product: mitochondrial import inner membrane translocase subunit Tim13-like
Exons: 3
Coding region: 117-377 (86 amino acids)
Source: RefSeq, a predicted model, not a curated record
AGUCAAUGUUGUUUUUGUUUCUCCAUCAAUUUGGUUUACCGUUAUUCCUUUUCUUGUUAAUUGAUUCUUUUUUCUCUGUUUAAUUGUUUGUCCAUAGUAAUUAAUUAAUUGGUACAAUGGCCGAUACGUUGACCGCCGCUCAGAAAAGUGAGCUAAUGGAUAAGUUAAAACAAGAAAUUGCCAUGGAAAAUUUUAAAGAACUGGUUAAGCAAAUGUCAGAAAAAUGUUUUAAAAAAUGUGUACUCAAACCUGCCAGUAGUUUAGAUUCAAGUGAAACGAAAUGUUUAAACUUUUGUGUUGACCGAUAUAUGGACACAUGGACAAGUGUAACUAAAGGAUAUGCCAAUCGUUUAACAAAUAGUUCCUACCAAAAGUAACAUUUUUCAUGAGGAUUCAUUGGUGAUCCUAAUGGACAUUUAAAUGAUCUAGAGAAAUCUUCAUUAUUACUAAUGGAUCCAAUUACCCUUUAAUAUGGAAAACAAAAGAAACAAGGCAACAAUUAAUUAUCUCAAUCAAAUUAUCAACAUCAAAAACAAUUUUCUUUGGAACAACAAAAAAACCCAAACAUUACCUGUAGCGACCAGGAACAUGUGAAUCAAUAUUAGCAUCUAAUUGAAUUGUUUCAUUUGAAUGAUUAUCACACCAGAGCUAAAAAUGUAAACAAUUAAGAAUUAGUUAGAAUCAAACAAACUAAAUUAGAUGAACAAUAAGAAAACUGUGACAAUUAAACAAAAUGAAACAACUUAAAUUAAAUGAAUGAUCACAUUUAAAAACAUAACCAAUCAAAAAUGAUUCUAGUUAUACAAAAUGAAUACAAGUUGAUAUUAGAUUGUAGUAGAAAUUAAUUGUUACAAUUGUAAAUCAAUUAAAAUACAAACCUGAGCAUAACUUA